Molecule: messenger RNA, 1257 nt
Organism: Momordica charantia (bitter melon)
Lineage: Eukaryota; Viridiplantae; Streptophyta; Magnoliopsida; Cucurbitales; Cucurbitaceae
Product: GDSL esterase/lipase At3g26430
Molecular function (GO): hydrolase activity, acting on ester bonds
Source: RefSeq, a predicted model, not a curated record
GACACUGGUGGCCUUUCUGCGGUGUUUGGCCAGGCUCCGCCGCCCAAUGGGAGGUCCUAUUUCCGCGGCCCUGCUGGCCGCUACUCCGAUGGCCGCCUCAUCGUCGAUUUCAUAGCCAAAAGCCUUGGAUUGCCAUAUCUAAGCGCGUAUCUUGAUGCGCUGGGAGCCAACUUCACCCAUGGAGCCAAUUUCGCCACGGCUGGCUCAACAAUUCGACCCCAAAACACAACUAUCCAGCAGAGUGGGUUCAGUCCCAUCUCACUCAACGUUCAAUACAACGAGUUCUAUGACUUCCGUCGCAGAUCCCAGACCGUGCGAAAUCGAAUCGGCGGCAUUUUUGAGCAAUUAUUGCCGGAGGAAGGCGCAUUCAGUCGGGCCUUGUACACUUUUGACAUUGGCCAGAACGAUUUAACGAGUGGCUACUUCGCCAACAUGACAGUCGACCAAGUUAGGGCCUACAUCCCUGAAGUACUCGACCAGUUCUCCAAUAUUGUCAGGUGGGUGCACAGUCAAGGGGGGAGAUUCUUCUGGAUCCAUAACACGGGCCCAGUGGGCUGCCUUCCAUAUGUAUUGGACCGAAAGCCCGUUUCAGCCUCAGAAUACGACAAAUAUGGAUGCGCCACGCCUUUCAAUGAGUUGGCCCAAACUUUCAACCGCGGCCUCAAGGAAGCAGUGGUUGAACUUCGCGAGGAUUUGCCCGACGCUGCCAUCACCUACGUUGAUAUUUACUCGCUCAAAUACGCUCUGAUCAGCGAACACAAGAAGCACGGGUUCGAAUUUCCACUGAGGACGUGCUGUGGGCAUGGUGGGAAGUACAACUUCAACGUGAACCUUGGAUGUGGAGGAACGAAGAGGAUCCAUGGGAAGGAUGUUUUGAUCGGAAAAUCUUGUGAAAACCCAGCGGUGUAUGUUAAUUGGGAUGGUGUACAUUUUACUCAGGCGGCCAACAAAUGGAUCUUCGAUCAGAUUAAAGAUGGUUCUUAUUCAGAACCACCGAUCCCUCUCAAGAUGGCUUGCCACAGGGCCUGAUCUAAUCUCAUAUCGUAGCACGAAAAAGAGUUCCCUUCCAUCUGCUUCUUUCUCUAGUGGUGUGAACAUAACAUGUGAUUUAAGGCAGAUUAAUUAGUAGGAACUCUCACAAUCACAGCGCCCCUUCUCUUCUUUCUGUAGUAGCACUUUUUUUUUUUUGUCUCCAUCGCGCUACGAUAAUAAUAUUAGAGAUUCUCUGUGGUUAAUAUUUCCAUUUGAGUUAUGUUA